Messenger RNA from Delphinapterus leucas (beluga whale), 1610 nucleotides. The record is from RefSeq and is a predicted model, not a curated record. NCBI's taxonomy places the organism in Eukaryota, Metazoa, Chordata, Mammalia, Artiodactyla, Monodontidae.
AUCUCUAUUUGCCUUUUUUAAUGUGGGAGGGGGUAUGUCUAGCCAUGUAAGCGUUUGAGAAUCUUUCCUGAGCCGCCUACCUCCUUUCGCCUCAAGGCAGGUCCUUUUCUUAGCCUGGGGUGGGCGUCCUGUCCCCCGUCACUCUUCUCCGGGAGCGGUUAAGUUGUUUAAGAUCCCUUCGCAGCUUAUGGGUGGCUAAAGUCUUCCGGACUCGGUCUCUGAGUGAUGGGGAUAGCGAGAUUCGCGGAGUCUGCCCCUCUCCGGAGGACUUAGAAACCUCCAGCCGCGGCCAGAGCUAGUGGAAGGUGGAGGGGCCCUGGGAGCUAGGUUCCUGUGGUUAGGGAACUAGGAAUAGAAUAGGUGUUGGGGGCGAAGGAACGGGUGGCAAGAAACAUUUCUUCUGUGGAGGUCGUGGUAGUUCUCUGAGAGGCUGUUCAUCCGCUGUUGCGGAGCGGGAGGCGUUGGAGUUGAGCUUGGUCUCUAAAACCCCUGCCCAUUUCUGGGCCGUCAGCUUCUUGCCUUCAUUUGUUUCUCCUCAGGCUGGAAGAAAUAGCUGAACAUGUGGAAUCCCAAUGCCGGGCAGCCAGGGCCAUAUCCACACCCCCCUAACGUCGGGUACCCUGGAGGUUGCAAUCCUGCCCAUCCACCACCUGCCACCCCUACCUUUCCUCCAGGCCCCUUUCCCACUCCCCCAGGAGCACCCCAGGGGAAUCCAGCCUUUCCCCCUCGUGGGCCCUGUCACCCUGUGCCACAACCAGGGUAUCCAGGAUGCCAACCCUCAGGUCCCUACCCCCCUCCAUACCCACCACCUGCCCCUGGCAUGUGUCCUGUGAAUCCAUUGGCUCCUGGCAUGGUAGGACCAGGAAUGGUGAUUGACAAGAAGAUGCAAAAGAAAAUGAGAAAAGCUCAUAAAAAGAAGCAGAAACACCACAAACAUGGCAAGCAUUCCUCCUCCUCCUCCUCUUCCAGCAGUGACUCUGACUGAACACAGGGCCUGGACCCUUCCCUCAAGUCUCUCCAGUUCUGCUCUCCCAUCAAGCUUCAGAUGCCAUCUUGUACUGGGGGAAAUUAGCCCUUGUGUCCCUCCCCCCGCCACCCCUGCAAUCUAAGCCUCACUCUGCUGUUCAACCCUAACUGGCUAGGGAAAAUGGGAAAAGAAUUGCCAUGGGCUAGCAAAGGCCGUCUUCCCACUGCUUGGAUAGAACUUUAAGCUGGUGAAUUUUGCAGGAGAACUAUUUUUUGAAAAUGGUGAGAUUUGAGCUAAAUGCUGCAGACAAGUCUAAGAUCUGUAAAAUGUGAUUUCUUUACUUUCUUUUGUAAUACUCAUGAUUGGGGAGAUGCUGUGGAAAUUUAAUUAUGGAAAGGAAAAAGCAACCUGUACCUUUCUUGUGAUUGUGGCAUGCUUGGAUGAUUUAGUGGCAAAUAAACAUUUCCCAGCAGGCGUUUUAUUGAUUGCACUCACUACAAGGCUGCUGGGAAGUGGAGUCCAUUUGGCUGAUGAGCUCUGACUGCCAUUUUGGAAACUGAUCUCUACUCCUUAGCUCAGGAUGCUAUCUCAGGUCCUCCUCUCACUCUCCAGCUCUCAGUCCAAAUAAAGCUGUUUCUCCUGG